AUGCGCGCGGCCUGGGGCUGCCUCGCGCUCGUCGCGGCGGCGCCGAGGCACGAGCAGCAGGACGCGCUCCAGUCGCACCAGCUGAAGCGCUGGUACGACUGCGUCGACCCGAGCGGCGAGGCCUACGGCGCCGCCUGGCUCGCCCACCGCGACACGGUGCUGGCCCACCGCAUCGACAAAAAGAUCGCCGAGAACACGAACAUGGAGACGGGCGGCUGGAUCCCGCGGGAGCUCGCGACGCCGCGCCAGUCCGUGGACCUCUACGACUGCGGCGUCGAGCACCUCUCCUGGCUCGAGCGGCGCAUCGGCCUCCGCGACGCGCGCGGCGAGGCCAAGGAGACGCUCGACGCGGAGCUCCUGGACCACCUCGGCGCGCGCGCGGAGCGGCUCCGCCGGCGCAGCGCCCGGGCGCGCACGGCGAGCCCGCACCGCCUCUCGACCGUCGCCGUCUUCCCCUUCUUCGCGACGUCGCCGGACUGCGGCGCCCAGGGCAGGAAAAGAGUGAUUCAAGUUUGCUUCAACGUCGUGCUGUCGACGUGCUCCGCGGCGGACGCGGCCUUCGCGCGGACGUCGAGCGGCCUGCCCUUCUUCGACGUGCUCCUGAGCGACUGCCACCUCGACAGCCAGAAGCGCGGCCGCUUCUUCAAGCCGCGCGCGCCGGCGCGAGUCGUUCUCGCCGAGCGGCGCGCGGCGAACCCGUCCGCCGGACGCAGGUCGCUCCUCGGCGCGCUGACCGUCGCGCGCGUCCGCGAGAAGCUCAAGAGCGCCAAGGCCUGGGCGCCCUUCCACUACGUCUACUACAGCGAGGCGGACCAGGUGCUCCACGUCCGCGACGCGCGGCGCGUCAUCGCCGUCGUCGACGAGGGCCACUACGUGUCGCCGCACCGCAUGCAGCCCCUCGCGCACCCCGUGGACCUGCCCGCGCUCGCCGUCAAGGCGAACCAGCUCUGGCUCCCGCGCUGGAGCCGCGACGACCUCCGGCGCAUCCGCAACGUGGGAGACUACGACAACGUCACGGAGGUGCCCGCGGGCGCGCCGCACGACAUGUGCUGCGUGGGGCGCGCGCGCUGCGACGGCGCGCCGGGCGUCAUGGGCAGCCGCGCGACCUGGUCGCCCUGGAAGGUCGACGCGCCCGCGCUGCGCCUCGUCAAGUACGACGGCUCCCUGGCCAUGAUCGCCGCGCACCAGGGCAACUACGGCCAGCUCCUCUUCCGCGGCUGCACCCCCGUCCACGAGCACAACGCGGCCCUGCACGGGUGCCCGGCCUAA
Aureococcus anophagefferens is the source of this 1269-nucleotide messenger RNA. RefSeq lists its product as hypothetical. The record is from RefSeq and is a predicted model, not a curated record. The transcript is spliced from 3 exons. NCBI's taxonomy places the organism in Eukaryota, Pelagophyceae, Pelagomonadales, Pelagomonadaceae. Bases 1 to 1269 code for a protein of 422 amino acids.